Messenger RNA from Xenia sp. Carnegie-2017, 676 nucleotides. Its product is annotated as UPF0687 protein C20orf27 homolog. The transcript has 3 exons. NCBI's taxonomy places the organism in Eukaryota, Metazoa, Cnidaria, Anthozoa, Malacalcyonacea, Xeniidae. The record is from RefSeq and is a predicted model, not a curated record. Bases 106 to 564 code for a protein of 152 amino acids.
CAGCAUAAAUCAUGAAAUAUAUUAUUCAUGUUUCGCUUUUGUUUCCUAUUCGUUACUUGAAAGUUGCAGCAAAGAGUCACGCCAAAAAUUUGUUAAGUGUUUUCAAUGGCGAGUUGCUGUGACGACUCAAUUCUUGAUGUAGUAGAUGGACAUGUGCACUUCGCUGCUGACGUUGAGCCUCACAAUCGCAUUCAAGUAAAACAAGACAGCGACAAUUUUCACGUUCAUCUUGGAUUCUUGCAAACAAAACAUAAAUAUGAAAUAAAGUUCGACGUCCCCAAUCUCUUUGGUUUUGGCGGCAAGAUUUCAGCGACUAAUAAGUCAUCCAGGAACUUUGAACAGUUUGAACUCGACGUGACUGACAUUCAGCCUUCAGAUUCCAACAUGUUGAACAUUGUCCUUCAUCUCACUGUAUUCAAAGAAGGUCUCAGAAAGAUCAGUUUUACACUUCCAAGUGAUGAUAAAGAAUUUGAUGUCAUCUUGCAUGCAAGAGUCUUGGGGAAACACAGUGGAACACCGAUGCUUAAGGAUGGCAUACAUUGUCUCCAAGUGAUCAAACGUUGAUGUGGCUUCUUUCUCCGCUUGAGAUACAAAUUGGCAUUGUAAAUUGAAGAGCAUCACAUAUCUUAUGUAAAUAGUUUUAAAGAGACGAUGCAAUUAUAAAUAAUCGUAUAAA